This is a messenger RNA of Thrips palmi, 842 nucleotides long. RefSeq names its product cuticle protein 16.5-like. Bases 50 to 793 code for a protein of 247 amino acids. NCBI's taxonomy places the organism in Eukaryota, Metazoa, Arthropoda, Insecta, Thysanoptera, Thripidae. The record is from RefSeq and is a predicted model, not a curated record. The transcript is spliced from 2 exons.
CCCCGGCCGUCUCCAUCGUAGCUUCUCGUGGGCAUAAACGGAAACCGUCAUGAGGUCGAUUGUUUUGUCCGUGAUACUGGUGCUGGUGGCGUCCGCUGCAGCGAAGGAAAGCAAGCUGACCAAGAGGGGAAUCUUCGGAGAGUCUAGCUACAGCUCCCUGGGCCACAGUGGAGGCUACGGGGGUGGCUACGGCGGCAGCUACGGUUACAGCGGUGGCAGCUACAGCGCCGGCUACAGUGCACCUCUGCCCGCCCCCCACGUCGUGUCCGAGCACCACCACACCGAGAUCGUAAGGACGAUCGGCGUGCCCGUGGCCAAGCCGUACACCGUGACCGUGGAGAGGAAGAUCCCCGUGCCGCAGCCCUACGCCGUGCCCUACAAGGUGGACAAGCCCUACCCCGUGGCCGUGCCCCAGCCCUACGCCGUGCGCGUCGACAAGCCCUACCAGGUGGCCGUCGACCGCCCCUACCACGUGCACGUGCCGCAGCCCUACCCCGUGGCCGUGCCCGAGCCCGUGCCUGUGGCCGUGCGCACCCCCGUGCCCGUGCCCGUCGUCAACAAGGUGGCCGUGCCCGUGCCCGUCGCCGCCCCCACCAUCUCCUACUCGGCGCCCGCCAUCUCCUACUCCGCCCCUGCCGUCUCCUACUCUGCCCCUAGCUACUCCAGCUACUCCAGCCUGCCCGCCCUGAGUACCUCGAGCUACAGUGGCUUCGGCGGCGCGUCUCUGGGCAGCAGCAGCUACGGCUUGGGCAGCUACGGAGGCAGCUACGGCUACGCCGCUGGUGGCUGGUAACCCCGCUCACCCAUGCUCAACUAUUUAUUUGCUUUGUAAGCAUGUUCAA